Zophobas morio is the source of this 2097-nucleotide messenger RNA. RefSeq lists its product as uncharacterized. Gene Ontology annotation, molecular function: transcription coregulator activity. Gene Ontology annotation, biological process: regulation of transcription by RNA polymerase II. Gene Ontology annotation, cellular component: mediator complex; core mediator complex. The record is from RefSeq and is a predicted model, not a curated record. The transcript is spliced from 9 exons. NCBI's taxonomy places the organism in Eukaryota, Metazoa, Arthropoda, Insecta, Coleoptera, Tenebrionidae. The coding region runs from base 1 to 1899 and encodes 632 amino acids.
AUGGACGGCCAUGUUUCAAAUUAUGAAAAUAGCCCGGAUAACUCUAACCAACUUUGUAUAUUUCCAAAACCGUUAGACGAGCCAGAGGUCAUUCAAAUCCUCCAAGACGAAAAUGGAAUUAUUCAAGAGGAGAUUAAAGAAGAGCCAUCCCCAUGGGAGUUACUAUUUGAUAAAGUCAGAUUGCUUGAUUUUUCCACUGGAGGAAAAGAGAUGGAGAAAGCAGUACAAGACUAUAUUAGAUUUAAAAAUACAGGAGAUUCAGAAAAUACCGAAAAUGUAAGUGCUUCACCAGAAGAAAAACACUCUAUGAAUCUUUUCUAUAAAAGUCAAGAUCCUACAGGCCCACUAACACCAACUGAAGAUGUUAAUAUGGAUGCCUCUAAAACUUUUGAAGCUGUAGCCACUGAAUUGUAUUAUUCUAGAGAAGAAGUGAAUAUUGCUUCUGAUUUACUUAAAAUUCUGCUUCAUGAGAAGUAUAUUAAACGCGAAGUUGAUGUAGACUCCAACUUACUUCCUCCUACCACCAACUAUACAAUGCUUUUAAGAAACAAGAAAAAAUUGUUUUCCCUAUCAAGUAAUAUUUUAAAGAAAGCUUAUACACAGUUGAAGCACAUCGUCGACAAAGACAUUUUUCAUACUGAAAUUAAAAAUCUUCAAAAACGGUGGAGGUUACGGCUGGAAGGAUCUCGAAUAUACUUAGAUCCUUCCUAUUACACUUGCGGUUCUGAGUAUGCCACAGAAUUUCCUUUGUUGAUCGAGGACUCACUCGAACUUGGUAGUAGUAAAACUAAUUUUUUUAAACUGGAAGCUGGUCUUCCAGGGGAACUUAAUCGUUUAAGACUUCUCAAAAUUGCUUUUUCGAGUCACACUUCUCUCAAAGAUUGCAGCUUCUCUAGUUUAUGUUACUACAAAUUCGUGCACGAGGGCAGUUUAGAGAAGCUGCGAGAAGUCCAGUUUUCCCUGUUUUGCAAAGAAAUCUUCUUUUUGUUGAAAAGAGAUCUUUUUCACUGUCCUCAUAUUCUGGCCGCUACGGAUGACACUUCACUUUUGCGUCUUGAUCUCGGCAGCGGUACAUUUCUCAUUCUUCAGUGGGCAGAAGAAGGUCAGAGCGAAGGCGAGUGUAGUGACGAUGCUGGGCUUUCUAAUUCUCUACUGCCGCCCGUUAUAUACCAAUUCAUGCUCUGUGUUUUGCUACAUCAAAAAUUGCGAAGGAUCCAUCUCCACCGCAAAAUACCACUUGGCUAUUACAAGCGGCAUUUAGAGAAUACUAUCCGGCCUAGCAAAAGACUUUCUUUCAAUGAAGAAGGUGCUAGGCUCUUAGAGAUCAUUCAUCUCGCAGCUUCCCACGUCAGUCUCAGGCACAAGCUCACGCGGUGCGUUGACUCUCUUGUUAAGGCUUUUGUGGAACCACGUGUUGUGACCCAUUGGGAGGCCACCGGGACGCCUGCUGUAUCCCAGCUAACUGUUUCGUUCCGCUUCCCUUCUUUUGGGAGAUCGCACCAACACUGCGGCCUUCUUUUCUUAGUAGUCAGAAAUUCCAUUCGGUGCACAACUAGCGAAGGCGUAACUCAUCAAGUAGAUGAGGCGGAAUUCCUUCAUCUCCUUCGUGGGCAACUGGCUGUUUCCAUUGCCCGUGUGAUUAAGAAAGAAGCGGAACUUUUGGGCUGGGUGGGAACCGGGAGCUUUUCGGCCGAUCUUGACACAAUACAAAUGCAACUUUGCAAAAAAUCAGACUCUAUGAGCCUUUGUCUUUCUACCGAAGAGACCUUUCCCUUUGUGCGGCUUAGCGCUAUCUUGAGUCGGGCGGGACGUUUAAAACUUGUUAGUUGGGAGAACAUACCCGGCCUCACCUUCCGGACAAAACUUCAGUGGCUUUUCUUUGUUGUUUCGAAGACUUAGAGGCUUUAAAAAAAAUAAGUUGCUAUUCUCUUGUGGGGGUAUGCGGGCUUUGCUGGAAGUUCGUGUUAAUAGUAGAAGUAGAUAACGAGAACUACUUUGCUUUCGCUUCAACCGUUUGUAUCGUAACCCUUUAUAACUGCCUGACACCUUGAAUAAUUUUUAAUCAGUACUUCGGUUAAGUGGGGUGUUAGGUGUUUA